AUGGAGAGGCAUCCCAUGCUACAAUCAGUCAAGGAUAAAUGUCCCGAAAUAUUCCCAUUCAUGAGACAGUGCUACGAGCAACCCACAUGGCUGUCGUUUGGCGAUUUCACAAUGUUAUCUCAAAGGGGCUGUCAACAGGGUGACCCGUGCGGCCCAGCGGUGUUUUGCCUCGGAAUUCAAGACAUGAUCGAAAGCCUAGAAGCCGAAUUCAACAUUUGGUAUAUGGAUGACGGCACGAUCGGCGGCACCCCGGAAGUGGUAAUUAAAGACCUACAAACAGUCAUAACGAAGUCGGCCGAAGUCGGUCUUCAGCUAAACUUUGCAAAAUGUGAGGUCAAGAUUUUGGGAGUCACUGACUUGGCUGAGCGCGCCCACAUCCUGCAAACUCUCAACCAAAUUGCACCAGGAAUCGUCGAGCGUCCGGACGACAUCGAAUUGUUGGGCUCCCCACUGACAAUUUCAGGAAUUCGAUCGGCAAUUCAGCGAAAGCUGAACAAACUUAGAACAAUGGUCGGUCGUAUGGAAAAAUUGAAUUCGCACCACUCGUACUGCUUGCUCCGUAGUUCGCUGUCCAUCCCACAGCUCAACUAUCUGCUCCGAACGACGCCGUGUUGGAACGCUCUAACCGAACUAGAGGAAUACGACCGAACACUGAAAGCAGCAAUGGAAAGAAUAGUGAAUUGCCGUUUUGCCGGUAACUCAUGGGACGAAGCAACUUUGCCAGUCAAAUUGGGCGGACUGGGCCUGAGAAACGCCACUAACCUAUGCUACUCUAGUUUUUUGGGAUCAGUUCAUUCAGUCACGGACUUGGUAGGCAGCAUCGUUCCGUCGUUUUCAUUAUCGUCGGACAUCCCAGCAGUCGAAGCAUUGGGCGCAUGGGCGUCAAUAUCUCAGUCGGACUUUCCACCCGAAUCUGACCGAAAAUUCCAACAUAAAUGGGACUUAGCAUUGUGUUCAAGACAACAGCACGACUUAUCGGAGAAAUGUUCGUCCGUCACAUCAAAGGCACGUCUAUUAGCAAACAUCGGCAGCGAAGCGGGCGCAUGGCUCAACGCAUUUCCGUUUUCAUCGCUCGGCACCUUGCUGGACGACCAAUCGUUUAGAAUCGCCGUAUCACUACGUUUGGGACUUCCACUGUGCGUACCACAUACUUGCGUUUGCGGUGUUCAAGUGGAUGAGUUGGGCCUCCACGGAUUGAGUUGCAAAUACAGUGCCGGUCGAUACGCAAGACACGCAAUUGUCAACGAUUUACUUAAACGAGCUCUAGUCACCAGCAAAGUGCCAGCAAUGCUCGAACCGACUGGAUGUAAUCGGUCUGAUGACAAAAAACCGGACGGGCUCACACUAGUGCCUUGGCACAACGGAAAACCACUGGUGUGGGACUUCACUUGUGCAGACACUCUUGCCCGGUCGUACGUCAGUGGCAAUUCGAGAAAAGCAGGUCACGCCGCCCGGAAACGUGAGGCGCACAAGCUAUGGUUGUAUCGUAAUUUGGUGCAGAACUUCCAUGUCGUUCCAGUAUGCAUCGAGACAUUGGGCACGGUCGGUGAAGCCGGAUUAAAACUGAUUCGGCGUAUCGCGAUUUCUUAUCGUAUGUCCCUCCGUGUCACACUUGUUUAUCCACUCGUCGAUGGCAAUUAG
Bradysia coprophila is the source of this 1641-nucleotide messenger RNA. RefSeq lists its product as uncharacterized. The record is from RefSeq and is a predicted model, not a curated record. NCBI's taxonomy places the organism in Eukaryota, Metazoa, Arthropoda, Insecta, Diptera, Sciaridae.